UUCAUCCAAGUUGGGGGGGGAGUAGGCCACUCAGUCAAAGACAAUCAAAGAUGUUUGAGUUUCCAUGCGCAGUGACCAGGGAGGUAAAACGCAGGGCAUUAUUACCCCUCCUCCAGCUCCGAUCACUCCGGCCUCCACACUGCACGGCUUUUUAAAUCGCGUUUGAUCAGAAGAAAUCUUUUCUGGCCAAAAGAGAAAACUGGUCAUGCGAUUUGCUUCCGCCGAAGGAAAGAAGGAGAAACUAGAUAAGACCUGUUGGCGAUGAUGGAUUACUCAAAGGCGCAAAUGUCAAACUUGUCCGAGGAGAGCAGUUCAGCUGGGUGUCCUCAGUCCAGUCCUGCUGGGGUGAAGCUGGAGGCGGUAAUGGAGCAGCUGCAGAGACAACAGGAAGCCAAACUGGAGAUGAACCUGCAAGAGAAACAUCUUCUUCAAGCUCAGCUCCUGUUUGCUCAGCACGCUGCUGCAGCCAGAGUCUCUGGCUCCAGGCUAGACUCUGCAUUAUUUGGCAAAGCAGACGGACAGACUUAUCAGGAAGCCCAACAAGCUUUGAGCAGCCAUCUCAGCAGAAUGGAUCCAGAUGAAGAAGAUGAAGACACGGAUGUGGACGAACAGGAGAAUGAUGAGUUGGUGGACGAUGAAGAGGAGGACGAGGAGAAUGGGCUUCAUCAGCAGGCGAAGAAGCCCAGACUCCAGCAGGUUCCCGGCUUCCCCUUUCCUCCUUAUUCCACAUCUCCGUCACCUGCUGUGAAGCAAACGUCUGAAUCUCCACCUCCAGCAACAAAACAGGAGCAUGAGGAGAAGGACCUGCUGUCUCCUGCCGGUCACCAUGCCUUCACAUCACCCAGUGGCUUCACUGACUGGGGCUUCGAUGAACCAUUUAAACAAAGAGGAAGUGCCAUCUGGGCUGAGGAGAAUGAAGGAGGAAAAGUAAAAGGAGAGCCAUCCAGGGACUUUGCCAAGCUGUAUGAACUCGAUAAUGACCCACAACGGAAGGAGUUUCUUGAUGAACUCUUUGUCUUUAUGCAGAAACGAGGAACUCCUGUGAACCGCAUCCCCAUCAUGGCGAAGCAGGUGCUGGACCUGUACAGGCUUUAUAAGCUUGUGACAGAGAAGGGAGGUCUGGUGGAGGUUAUUAACAAGAAGAUCUGGAGGGAAAUUACCAAAGGCCUGAACCUCCCCACGUCGAUCACAAGCGCAGCUUUCACCCUCCGCACCCAGUAUAUGAAGUACCUGUACCCGUUUGAGUGUGAGAAGAAGGGGCUGAGUUCUCCCGGUGAGCUGCAGGCCGCCAUCGACAGCAACCGCCGAGAAGGUCGACGUCCCAGCUACACCAACAGCCUGUACCGCUACUCUCCCUCCCCGAGCUCUGCUCCACACGCCCACCUCUCCUCCCCCACGAUGCAAACCACCCCGGCCGCGCACAACAGCCUGAACACAUCCGCUAGUCCAAAUCUAAAGAGAAACACAGAUGAGAUCCCCACCCCUUUAAUACCCAGCCGGCUGCCCAUGGCCAUGGCACUGGGGCAGCAGCAGCAGCAGCAACUGGCACAAGCUGCCACAUUAGAGCAUCUCAGAGAGAGGCUGGAGCGGGGAGCAGGAGGAGCUGCAGUCGACGGGCCAGAGAAGAAAAUGAUGCGGCUGGCUGAGGAGCAGCAGCGCCUCAUGCAGCAGGCCCUCCAACAAAACCUCCUGGCCAUGGCUUCUCACUUCAGCCCAAUGAACCUCAAGCUUAACAAUGGACACGAGAGCAAACAGGAUUUGUCUCUGAGUAUCUCCACUAAUGGCGCAGCCAGUAUCAGAGUAUCUGUGGAGGUCAAUGGUACUAUUUACUCAGGAACACUGUUUGCUCAGAAGUCAGCUGCUCCCGUGGCGUCACAGGCUGUAACUCUGGCAGGAACAAGUGGUUUCAGUGCCCUCUCCUCCUCCCACAGUCCCUCAUCUUCAUCUUCCACCUCCUCAAAGGGACCAAAUUAAGGCUCACUGGCUUUUAAAUCUAUUCUGAGCCAAAUGAUUGCACAGUAUUCCUCUCUUGUCAGACAAGAACUAUAUGAACUUUAGGGAAAAUUGGCUGCAACACAUGAAUUAAUUCAGUUUUUUCUAGCAUUGUUUUUCCAUUUCUUUGAGGGCGUAAUGUUCUUUAAAUGAUUCUUGUCAAGAGGACAUUUGUUUUACCUCAAAGGCUUCAAGACUGACUAUAAUGUAGAUUUGGAUCUCAGUUUACCUUAGUGCUGGUCAGAAGCUUUUUUUAAAUGUAGUUGCAUUCACGUGUAAAGGGCUUUACAAGGUUUGUUCAGAAGUAUCUUUAGAGUAGAAAAGUGCACGAUGAGAACCAAUGCCAAGCUUUUUUGGGUGUCAACUGCAUAUAUAGCUAAUUAUCAAACAGGUCUGUGGUUGACUUUUUUUUUCCAAGGUCAUGAGUAGAAAAGUGUGGUUGCCAAAGUGCAGCUAUUUAAGACCAAAAAGCCGUAGCUCAGUGUCGUAUCUCCUGUCUGUAACGGUUUUGCUGAAGCCAUUUUUUUUUUUUUUUUUAUCCCUACUGGUAAAAAUUUGGUUUAAUGUGAGUGAAAUGUUAUAGUUUAUACUUUUCAUAGCAGCUUUCAGGGAUUAUGUACAUCAUCGUUUUCCAGAAAUUGUGUCUCCUGAAGAAUCAAAUGGAAUUUAAAAGAAAUUGGUUUUAGGUUGGUUGGAUCUUUUUUAAUGUUUUGUAUUGUGUUUUAUUUUUUUCCUCAAAUUUUUUUUUUAUUUUUAUUUAAUCAUAUAGCAUGGCCUGAAAAGUGCAAAACAGUUAUUUCAUAUCAGCUGUGAAUCAAAGGCAAAAUUUGGUCAACAAGAAUUCUGCUGGGAGCUAAAUGUAAGAAAGUAGUGAUACAACAUUUACCUCAUUUGACUUCCCAUGUUGGUAAGUUUCUUGGGAAUUUCUUCAGGAAUGUCCUCUGAAUGUCCUCUGGACUCAUCACUGUUAUACUCUAUCUAAUAAUAUAUUGCUGUGUUGUAUUUGUAUAAACGCAGAGAAUGUAUCGUUAAUUUCCUCAAGCUUUUAACAAGUUAACACUGAAACAGGUCUACCUCACUCUUCUAGUGGACUAUGCAAUACUUAAUGCAGCAUGUGUUGAUUUAGCCAUCUGCUGAAAUACGUGGACAAUCAGGUAGACAUAUUGCAAACAAAUGUCACUGUGAACUUGACAACU
Messenger RNA from Xiphias gladius (swordfish), 3188 nucleotides. Its product is annotated as AT-rich interactive domain-containing protein 3A-like. The coding region runs from base 262 to 1974 and encodes 570 amino acids. Lineage: Eukaryota; Metazoa; Chordata; Actinopteri; Istiophoriformes; Xiphiidae. Gene Ontology annotation, cellular component: nucleus. Gene Ontology annotation, molecular function: DNA binding. The transcript is spliced from 9 exons. The record is from RefSeq and is a predicted model, not a curated record. Gene Ontology annotation, biological process: regulation of transcription by RNA polymerase II.